Molecule: messenger RNA, 3718 nt
Organism: Oncorhynchus tshawytscha (Chinook salmon)
Lineage: Eukaryota; Metazoa; Chordata; Actinopteri; Salmoniformes; Salmonidae
Product: zinc finger protein OZF
Exons: 2
Coding region: 189-1775 (528 amino acids)
Source: RefSeq, a predicted model, not a curated record
CUGUGUCACAGCGGUGUAACUUGCAAGCGUAUAUUAAACCAAAACAUCUGAGCUCUUUAGAAUUUUUUUUGUAUAUUAACUUUAGCGAUUUUGAACUCACUGUCUGCAUAUUUACUUGUUACUCCAUUUCAUUUAAUAUUUACGUUGUUAGUUAGUACUGGUUAAGCCUUGAACUAGGCUAUUCGCUAAUGCUAACGUUAGCUACAUCCCCGAACAUGACGAGCUACUCCUCCCCUGCUAAUGAAGAUGUCUGCUGGAUGGAGAAAGAAGCUUUGGGUCUGAACAUUGUCGUGAAAGAAGAAGAGAACAAUAUUACAACGAAAGGAGAGGAAGGGGUAAUUACUAUCACAGUGAAAGAAGAGGAAAAAGUGGCUUUCGGGAUAAAAGAGGAGGAAGACUAUGUUACAGUGAAAGGAGAGGAUGUAGUUUUUGGAGUGAAAGAGGUGGAGGAUGUUGUAGUGAAAGAAGAUGAUGCCGUUUUUGGAGUGAAAGAGGAGGAGAUAACCGUCACAGUGAUAGGAGUGGAAGAAGCUUUCAGGGUGAAAGAGGAGGAGGAUGUUUCUGUGAAGGAAGAAGAGGACGUUUUUGGAAUGAAAGGGGAGAUUGAGGGAUUAAAGGAAGAGGGGAAGACUGUCACAGUUAAAGAAGAGGAUGAAGAAAAAGAGGAGACUAAAUAUCUGAUUAACACCAGACAGAGACCAGACUCUUGCUCUGACAGCGGGAAGAAUCCUUCAGGGGAAACAGAACAAGAGAAGCCCAAACCAGCAAGACCACAUCACUGCUCCCACUGCGGAAAGGGUUUUAGGUGGUUAGGGAAGCUGAAAGACCACGAAAGAAUCCACACUGGAGAGAAGCCUUACCAUUGCUCUCAGUGUGAAAAAAGUUUUAUCCGGUUAUGGGACAGGAAUAUGCAUGAGAGGACACACACAGGAGAGAAGCCUUACCAAUGCUCAAAAUGUGUAAAACGUUUUGCUCAGUUGAGGGGCCUGAAAAUGCAUGAAAGGAUACAUACAGGGGAGAAGCCUUAUCACUGCUCUCAGUGCGAAAAUAGAUUUUUUUCAUCAGCGGGCCUGAAAAAACAUGAGUGGACACACACAGGAACAAAACCUUACCUCUGCUCCCAGUGUGGAAAAGAUUUUAUCCACGCAGGUCAACUGAAAGAUCAUGAGAAAAUACACACAGGAGAAAAGCUGUACCACUGCUCUCAAUGUGGAAAGAGAUUCAUCAAUGUAUGGAACCUGAAAAAGCACGCAAUCAUACAUACAGGAGAGAAGCCCUACCACUGCUCCCAGUGUGAAAAGAGUUAUACCCAAUCAGGGGACCUUAAAUCACAUGAGAGGACACACACAGGAGAAAGGCCAUACCACUGUUCUCAGUGUGGUAAGAGCUUUACCCGGUUAAGGCAACUCAAAGAACACAAGAAUAAACACACAGGGGAGAAGCCACACCACUGUGUUCAAUGUGGAAAGACUUUUACCCGAUUAGGGCAACUGAAAGAACAUAAAAUGAUACAUACAGGAGACAAGCCUUUCCAAUGCUCCCAGUGUGGAAAAAGUUUCAUCCAGUUAAAGACCCUGAAAAAUCAUGAGAGAACACACACCGGAGAGAAGCCUUACCACUGCUCCCAAUGUGGAAAGAGUUUUACUAAAUUAGGGAACCUGAAAGUACAUAAGAGAAUACACACAGGAGAGAAGCCAUUCCAAUGCUCUCAGUGUGGAAAGAGUUUCAUCCAGUUAGGGGACCUGAAAAGGCAUAAAAUAAUACACAAAAGAUAAUGCUUACCUCUUCUCCGAGUGUUGAAAUUGAUAUUUCACAUCACACAGACUUAAAGUGAAUCUAAGAACAGAUCCAGGGGGAGCACGUGAUGCCGCGGAGCUGAGCAGACGUUGACAAACCGAGCUCUUCAAAGUUAUUCUAUUUUUACAUAAAUAACAACAUUGAAACAAUAUUCUAACAUUGGCUGAUAAAUUGUCAAGUACCUUCCCAAAGAGCCAUGGACCUCCGACCGAGAGGCAAGAAGGACAACCAAAACGUUGUUGAUUCCCAAGAUAACGAUAACGCUACAGCUAGCAAGAUUAGCAUUAGCCCUCAUAGCUCAGACGACAGUUCCAGACUGUUGCUCUCAGCAGCCUCUUGCGAGCCUGCCGACAUGCUGGCUACUCUCCUCCGGGAAAUGCAGGAUGGUAACAAAGGUCUUUCUAUGAAAAUUGAUAAGAAAUAGGCUGAACACCAUUCUUCCAUUGACAACCUGAAAUCCUCCAUGAAUGAUCUCCUUUUGAGAACGACUGAGGCAGAGUUGCGCAUUAGCACAGUUGAAGAUACCAUCGUUCGACAUGACCAGGUCUUGAUACAACUGCAAAAGGACAAUGCCUACCUCAAAAACAAGGUAGAUCAGAUGGAGAACCAGAGUAGACGUAGUAAUAUCCGUGUGGUGGGAUUGAAAGAGGACAGCGAGGGCCGUGACCCGGUCCGUUUCUUCACUCAAGGGAUCCCGGAGGUCCUAGGCAUAAUCAACUUCACCAAGCCUCUGGAAAUCGAACGCGCCAACAGAACAUCAGCGCCGAAACCCCGGCCAGAUGAGCCCCCACGAGCCGUCCUGAUCAGGUUGCUCCGUUUCCAAGACCGAGAGUAGAUACUGCAACUCGAAAGAGCCAAAGGGUACAUCACCAUCGAUGGAAAGAGGGUCAGCCUUUUCCCGGAAAUGAGCGCGGACCUCGCCAGACGUCGCAAGCAGUUCAGACCUGCCGCCAAAGCACUGAAGGAGAAGAGGGGGAUAAAAUGCAGUCUGUUUGUUUUCUCUUAUCCAGACUGAACUGCUGAUAUCUUCCAGUCACUAUAAUUGAUUUGUACAUUUUCAACUAACCGUAUCUUUCAGGGGUGAGUUCUAUUACAUUUACAGGAGAGUAUAUUUUGUUUUAGUCCAUAUCCACUGGGCGAAGCAAAUGAGUGGGCUUAGGCCCACUGCUUUCCCCCUUAUUUAUGUUCAUCUUUCGAAAAGAGACUCAAGCAGCCCUUACCGUGGGCAGUAAAUAUUCAGCCAUAAAUAUCUAUUCACAACGUUUGUUUUCAACUUAGAGAGCUCACUGGUUUUAGUUUACGCCAAGGUUUAGCUAGUAAGAGCAAGAUGGAAAGCAAGCAGCAACAUAUCUCUACAAGUGUAUUCAUGUUUGAUUGUUGUUUUGACAAUCGGGGUGGGUGGGAUUUUUAUUAUUUUAUUUUUCUUCCUUUUUUCUAUGUUUAUUGUUUCCUUCCUAAAGAGACACACAGGUCACUUCUGUGUUCAAACCAAAGUUGAAACAUUUCCUAAUUAUCUACAUAUGAUAGAUUUCCAUUCAGUUACAUAUUUGAAACCCAACCUAUGCUUAAUCCACUAAAAUAUGUAACAUUCAACGUAAAAGGUCUUAACAGCCAGAUUAAAAGGAAAAGAGUCUAUACAUACCUUAAUUAAAGGCUGACAUUGUGUUUUUACAAGAAACACAUCUUACAGUCAGUGAACACAAGAAAUUGAAGAGGGAAUGGGUAGGACAAGUUUUUACUUCCUCUUUUAACUCCAAAGCAAGAGGAACUGCAAUUUUGAUAAGUAGACACAUCCCCUUCUGCGUCAACAACACCAUCUCUGAUCCCUCUGGCAGGUUUGUUUUGGUGCAGGGGCAUAUGUUUUCAGAGUCUUGGACCCUAUUGAAUAUUUAUGCUCCUAACUUCGAUGACCAUAUGUUUA